This is a messenger RNA of Schizophyllum commune H4-8, 347 nucleotides long. RefSeq lists its product as uncharacterized. The transcript has a single exon. The record is from RefSeq and is a predicted model, not a curated record. The coding region runs from base 84 to 302 and encodes 72 amino acids. NCBI's taxonomy places the organism in Eukaryota, Fungi, Basidiomycota, Agaricomycetes, Agaricales, Schizophyllaceae.
CUGUUGACCUCGGUUUCGCUGACUGGCCGACACCCGAGACGGUAUACCAUGUCAGUAUCUAGACAAACUGCGUGGCGCAAUCAAUGUAUUUUGUAAUUUACCUUCCCUUGAUCUUCGCUACACGCAGCUCUGCGACGUUGUUGGCCUGGGUGCCCUGUAGCCAACAUUGGUUGACUACUGUCUGCAUGUACACUCGACCAGGACGCGUCGUCCUUUCUACUUAUUACUCCGUCGACUCCACGGCACAACCCUCCUUACCCUCUAUGUUCUCUGGUUGGGAAAGUAACGCGCGGAGCCGCUGACGCACAGCACGACUUCGUCGCGAAUUGGAGCUGCCCCCGAUAACA